GGCAGCUAGUGACGCGCGCGGACUCAUUGUAAAAGGGAGCGCGCUCUCGUGUGCGCGCGGCGCGGUGUGCAGAUGUGUCGCAGAUUUUGUAAAGUCACUGGACGCACGGAAAGAUCCAGCAGAAGGAAGUCGCUCCGGAUAAAUGGGCCCUUAAACUGACAGGAAAACAAAGCGGCUGUGGGAGAAACGGGAAGAAGAGGACAGGAGCGAAGGGCCGCUGUCACGAGCGGUCAACGUUAGCUUAGUUUGUGAAGGCGCGAGACGUUACUUUGACAGUUAAAAGCCAAAAGGACGGCGGCGUGCACGGAGAUGGAGCUGUCAGCGAUUGGAGAGCAAGUGUUCGCUGUGGAAUCAAUCGUCAAGAAAAGAGUUAGAAAGGGGAAUGUGGAGUAUCUGUUGAAGUGGAAAGGAUGGCCUCCAAAGUAUAGCACAUGGGAACCUGAGGAACACAUUUUGGAUCAGCGCUUGGUACAGGCCUAUGAAGAGAAAGAGCAGAGAGAGAGAACAUUGGGGCACAGGAGAAAGGGAUCCAAGGCCAAAAGACUUAUUCUGCAGGACACUGUCUACACCAUGGAUCUCCGCAGUGCUCACAAGACUCCAGAGCAACCUCAGCCGCGCUUGCGUCUCUCCCUGACACACUCUCUGCUCCCUGAGGACGAGGAUGAGUCGUACAGCACCCUGGACCCACGACCACAGCUGGAACAUCGGAAGAGCAAACCCAGGAGGUCACAGUUCACGUGCCUUGACUCAAACCCUCCAAGUCCCACACAAGAGGACUGGGGAGAAGAUGAAGAUGAGGAGGAGGAUAAUGUAGAAAGUGAAGAGUAUAGAGAGGAGGAAGAGGAGGAGGAGGAGGAGGAGAAAGAGGAGGCUCUGAAGACGACAACAGAGAAGAGCAGUGGCACUUUAAAUGGACAGGAGAGGACAGUCGAGUGGAGCUCCACCGUCGGACCAGAAGAGGUCACUGCAUCAGAGAAGCCGGGCGAUGUCUGGAGGCCUGUCAUCUGUCCAGGGGAGGUGACAGUCACAGAUGUCACCCUCAACUCCCUCACAGUGACAUUCCGAGAGUCAAGAGUGGCCAAAGGCUUCUUCAGAGACUGGGGCCUGGAGGUGUGAUGUGUGAUGUUUCAGUAGGUCUGGUGGAGAGGGCACUACGAGAAGGAGCUGGUUUAAUCACAGGGUGUGAAUGGUGGUCGAGGGCCAGGGUUGGUGGCGUUAUUCCCUCUCGGUAACCUCUCACUCUGUUCUUCCCCUUCCCUGCAACUUCCAGCCUGGUCAGUGGUAGGUUUACAUGCACAGAGUCAACCUGGGCGUAAGCCUCACUCCAUUUAAGGUUAUGUUUAGGUUGGCUGUUCACCUUUGAUGUGGUGAGACUGAGUUGCCUUGAAAAGGGUAUAAGUGGUUGUGACCUCUGUUGGUGAGUGAGGACAUGCAGAAACGUAGCCCCAACAAUUGAGUCACAUUUUUUCACAGAGAAGAGUCAACUAGCUGGCUGAAACAGAAACCAAACCAAAACGUGGUAAAGAUGCAAGAUUGUGUAAAAUCCAUGGAAAUAGAAUGAGAGUAGAACGGACAUUGAACUGUCGUGGUCAUUUGACUAGUACCAAAAAAAAUGGUGUAUGGUGUUAGUUGUUGUAGUGGCUGUAAAGUGUGCGUUUGAGAAUGCCAUUUUGGCCCAGUCUAACACACACAUCCAUCCAUUUUCUUUUUUUUUUUUAAUUUUAUUUUUAUUGAAUUUUACAUUAGUAUGACAGGGAGCAAGUAAACAAGCAAGGGUACAAAUACAUGUAGCAGCCAGACAUUGCCUUCUAGAGAUGAGCCAUUUAAAGUCUCUGUAAAAAGGAGUGCAUAGGCUUCCAAAUUCUCCAGAAUUUGUCCGAUUUGUGAUUGAGGUCAUGAGUCAAUUUUUCCAGGGGGAGAAGGGCUGAUAUUUGUGAUAUCCACAUGUCAGUCGUGGGGACCUGGGGGGUUGACCAUCGUAGCAGAAUACACUUCUUGGCCAAGAAUAGAAGGAUAAUUAGCAGAGAUUCAGUAUCUGUGUCAAAAAGACUGUCCGGAAUAUGACUUAACAAACAAAAUGGAGCAGUCAAUGAGAAAUGUUUACCAGUAACCUCCUGAAUCACUGAAUGGAUCCCAUUCCAGAAUGGCUGGAUGCGGUCACAUGACCAAAAUAAAUGAAUAAGUGUACCUUUAUGCUUUUUACAUUUAAAACACAGGUUUGAAGUGUUCGGGAAAAUUCUCUGGAGGCGAAUAGGUGUAAAAUAGAUCAUGUAAAAAAGUUUGAAAUUAUGUUCAUGUAUAGAGAUUGAAGUACAUUUUGGCAAAAUCCCAUUACAGAUCUUAGACCAGUC
Epinephelus lanceolatus (giant grouper) is the source of this 2351-nucleotide messenger RNA. RefSeq names its product chromobox homolog 7b (gene cbx7b). Gene Ontology annotation, cellular component: PRC1 complex. Gene Ontology annotation, biological process: negative regulation of transcription by RNA polymerase II. The record is from RefSeq and is a predicted model, not a curated record. NCBI's taxonomy places the organism in Eukaryota, Metazoa, Chordata, Actinopteri, Perciformes, Serranidae.